AUGGAUGAACAUUGGAAGAGGAGUGGACAAAUACCAGCUUUUGGGAACUGGGAUUUCGCAAACGAGUUGCCAAUAACUCAAUAUUUUGAAAAUGCAAGACAAGCUGGUUUGAUUCGUUACAGUUCUUCAUUUGGCGACAGUGAUCAUUACGUGGCUGGAGAACAAGAUCUUUAUGCUGUUGAUUUUAGGAAACCAGUUGGAAAGACGAGGAGGAGUGGAGAAACAAGAAUGAGAAAAGAGGGGAAAGUGUACGAUGUAACAGAGUAUCCAAGGAAGGCAGUGAAAAAGAAGAAGACAUUAGAUAUAGAUAUAAACGACGUCGUUCGUAACGCUCCUUUACCAACCAGAUUUCCAAAACCAGUAGAUGAAGAUCUUUACAAAAUUUCUCCUCAACUUGUUCGCAAAACCAAAGGGAAAAAAAUGUUGGGAUUCAUUUCCAACUGUCUUGUGCCUACUGCCUGUGUUUCAUGA
Vicia faba (fava bean) is the source of this 471-nucleotide messenger RNA. Lineage: Eukaryota; Viridiplantae; Streptophyta; Magnoliopsida; Fabales; Fabaceae. The record is from the annotation of a GenBank genome assembly.